AUGUUUCUCUACCCAUUUGCUGAUUCUACAACUAGGCCACAUAUUCGAAAGCGACGCCGGAAGGUAGAGUCUUCGGAGUAUCGUCGUUCUGAAAGAGUAUCCAUAGCGCCGCUGGCCACUAUCUACCCGUCUAAAUCUCCUUCUCGAGUAACGGGGAUUGACUCUACUGGUUCACCAGGACUACCCAAGCCAAGUGAAUCAAGCUAUGCAAGUCCGUCUGGUAGUUAUCUUGGCAGAAGCGAGUAUAUUUCUAGUAUUGUGCCAAUUGACGAAGAAGAUGCGCGGAAGUACCGCGUGGUGCGUGAUGACCACCCCUCAGAACCGUAUCAAAGGUUCCUUAAUGAACUUCGAGCUUUUGAUCUCCCUCCUCGUUCCGUACGGGACAGUUUGAUUGCGAAUUUUCUCGAAAGAUGCCACCCAUGGAUGCCCAUAGUGGACAACAUAGCCAUUGAGCGGGAUGAUCAUCAGUCCGAAACGUCUAUGCUGCUUUUACAAGCUAUAUUUGUUGCCGGUAGCAAAGUGUCUACAGCGCCGCAGGCUCAGAGUGUUGGAGAGGAAUUUUAUCGGCGUGCAAAGGCCUUAUAUUACUCUGAUUUCGAAAAGGAUCCGCUGGUCGUUAUUCAAGCUAUAUGCCUUUUACAGUGGUGGAACCCGAGCGGUGCUGAACAUAUCUCUCGAGAUGCAAGCACGUUUUGGCUUCACAUGGGCGUUGCUCUGGCUCACCAGAUCGGGCUUCAUCGUGAUCCCUCGCCUAGUCAGCCGAAUGUCGGUUUCCGUCGAAGGCUAUGGUGGACACUUUUUACCCGGGAUUGCAUGAUAUCGGCAAGCCAUGGCCGCCCAAGAGCCAUUUCUAAAAAGGAUUUCGACGUUCGUCCACCAACACUCGAGGAUUUCCCUGGUAACCAAGAGGAUGCACGUCUCUUCAUAACCUACGUAGAAAUAUCUUCCAUCCUUGGUGAUCUGACGGAGCAUUCUUUUCGUGGUACUCUUGGUCGUUCAAGCCGUACGUCUAUUGAGCACAGGCUUUUCCGUUGGAUGAGCGAGCUCCCACCCCAAUUCCAUUUGCAUGACCGGAAAACGGGUCAGCUCCGUCCGUAUAAUUUCAAGGCGCGGCAAUUACAUAUCCCUUAUUUCACGGCGCUUUCGAUACUUUUCCGACCCACUGUUAUGGAUACUCCUCCAGCUGUGGCUCCGGUUUUGUCUUCUUCUUUUGUGGUGGGCAUAUACGAGGACUUUUUAGCACGAGGAGAAGUACCCCUUUUAGCCCCUGUAUUCAUAUUCCAUCUACUCGCCGCUGCCCUUGCCGAAGUAGCUUGUCAUAACUAUCCGCUACUAUGGGCCAAAACCGAAAAAGAGUUUGAUGUUAUAAAUCAGGUGUUGGAUGAAUUUGCUCAUAGGUUCCCGUCAGCACUUGGAGCCCAGAGAGUUGUGAGAGGAGUUACAGCGGCUAUCCAAAAGCAGCAAUCGCAGCGUCCCUCAUUCGAGAUAUCUGUCUCGGAACGACAGUUUCAAUUCUUCAAUUUCUUCGGGCCCGACCUCUGCUCGAAAUGGGACCUUGUGUAUGGGCUUAGACACGGCUCUCAGCGAAAGAAUACGAUGUCAGAGGAAUCGCCACCACCACUCGCUGCUGCAGCCAGUACGCAAAAUGAAAAUAGAGAACAUGAUAUGAACGCAGAUGAUUUUCCUGUUACCGGGCUGGUCAGUUUACACGAUUCAAAGAACUCUCCUACCACUCCUUUUCCUUCAGCGACACAGCCUCUAUCUGGGAGUGAGCCUGGCUAUAUGACAAGCGACGAUUCACGGACACUCUCGAUGGAUCCCCCAGGCCUUUCAUUUUCCACCAGUAGACUGAUUGACCCGGUGGGGAAUUGGAUGUUGAAUGAUUGGAUGACAGAUUUAACUUACUGGGAUUCCAUACCGAAUGAUUCAUAG
Molecule: messenger RNA, 1932 nt
Organism: Paracoccidioides lutzii Pb01
Product: fungal specific transcription factor domain-containing protein
Exons: 2
Coding region: 1-1932 (643 amino acids)
Biological process (GO): DNA-templated transcription
Molecular function (GO): zinc ion binding; DNA binding
Source: RefSeq, a predicted model, not a curated record